UAUUCUGCUUUCACAGAUCGGUUUUCAUCCUGAAUCAAACCAAUUUGAGGUCCCCCGGGCUCACUUCCACCCGACACACUUUUGAGCUGGUCCCGUUCCUGCCCUGGCUAGGUGUGGACUUCUUGCAGGAGCUUAGCCAAUCACAGCUGCUGCCUCACUUCUCUGAAUUGGCCACUGUGUCAUUCACCCCUACACAGGCUAGUGUAAUCCUGGACAAGAUGUCUUCAAGCUAUACUACGGCCCCGGCGGGUCUUCAGGCGCUGGGCACGCUGGUGGUGGGGCUGAAGGUGGAGAUGGUGCGGACCCUCCCAGCCGACACGCUGCUCUCCUCCCUGCCUGGCAUGGCCCAGAACAAGGCAGCGCUCAGACCACCCCUGGCCAACGCCAUCUCAACCAAACUCUGGGGCUAUCCUGAUGUGGUGAACCGGCUACUGAAUGUUGCCCCUCUCCUGUCCAUCACUCCUCUGCUCAGCGUGCUUCCCCACACAACUCCACUAAUAGCAAACAGCACAUACACCACCACACAGCCCUGGAACACACAGCAGGCCAAGGCAUUAUUCAGAAAAGUGAUGGAAUCCCAGCCAAACCUCACCAAAGAACGCUUCCUGAACAUUGGGACGGUGGGUCAAGGUGUGAGCUGCCCGGUGCUCCGGAGACUCAUCGCGGGGUCAUCCAUUUCCCUGCUGAGAGAUAUCCUUCACUUCCUGCAAGAGCAGCCGACUCUCCUUCACACGUCACUGAAAAACUGUCUGAUAAAUGAGCUGUACCGUUUUGAGUUCUUCUCUGAGCUGCUAGUGGACAUGGGAGCAGAGAUUGCUCUGGCCCUGCCGGUGAGCACAGUCAGGAUGUUCCCUGCAGACAUGAUGGACACUCUGAGGACCAUGAUUGUCCAGGACCCCAGGUCCUUCCUCCAGCUGCCCAGGGUCAAGCAGGAGCUGCUGGUUGACAAGCUGACCCAGAGACUGGGCAUGUACACGGGGGAGUACACAGAGAUGGAGUUCCACUCUCUGGGUGUCAUGGCCACGUUUGUGGUGGACGAGGUGUUUGUGCAGCUGAGGCGCAGCGUCUUCCUCAACAACCUGGAGCUUCUGCAGGGAUUCUGCUACAGCGCCACCAAGAGGUUGCAGGUGGCAGCCAUGUUGCAGGAGCCAGCGGUCUUCGGCCCAGUUGGAACCUGGACCGCGGUCAACGUCAGCCUGGCGGGACGAUUUCUCUUCUUCCUGUCCAAAGACACGCUGCAGAAGAUUUCCCCGUCCCUGCUGAGCCUGAGCCACGUGGAGAGGUUGUUCCUUGAGCAGUCCCAGUGGGAGGCCAGCGAGGUGGGGCUCCACUGUGUGAAGAACACCCCCCAGCUUGAGAGGCAGGCCUGGUUCAGCAAAGAGGAGUUUGUCCUCCAGUACUUCCUCGGGUUCCUUCGGGGAGCAAUAAAUACCCCUGUCCAGUCUACCGUGGUGACGCCCGGCUGUGAGAUUCUACACAGCCUGGCUCCGUCUCUGUGGCCCCCCGACAGCCUGACAUCCAUGACCGACGAGGACUUCUCCAACUGCCUGGAGCUCAUUGGACAGGACCCCUUCCUCCAGCAAUAUCAACGUUCUCCACUGCUGCAGAGGGCCAAGCAGGUGCACGGCCCUGUGUCCUCCCUGCCCUCCACGGUGGUCCCCCAGCUGGGAGGUCUGGCCGUUGCCCUCUCCAGGGCGGAGCUGGCCUCUCUUCGCCUCUCAGAGAUCAGCAGCAUCUCAGCCAUGGGCGCCGUCAGCACUUGGGAACGCACACAGCUGCCUGUGCUUUUCCAAAAUGUGGUGAAAGCCAUCCAAUUGAGUCCUAACCAGCUGGAUUCCAGCACUCUGGUAGCGAUGGGGCACAUUGUUUGUGGAGCAAAUGUCGCUGAAAUACAAACUUUCAAUGCCGCAGAGUUCAGUAAGGCUGUGCUGUGGUUGGGCCAGUUGAGGCUCGCCUGCUCUGGCGAGCAGUUUGGUGCGAUGGUUAGGCUUCUGAGUAAUAGCCUUGCCUUCGGCAUCACCAGUUCCUGGGGGCAAGAAGUGUUCAUAGAGAUAGGCGUUGUGGCAGCUGGACUUCCUGAUAUGUCCAUGUCGGCGCUCGUGAAGGAGCAGCUCGAAGGCAUCACACCCCUGGCUAUUUCACUCAUUCACCCAGAUCAUUUUAAAGUGGUGUUCAGCCCUCUCAAGAUCGGUCAUUUCACCUACGAGCAGGCAGUUGCGGUGACGACGAGGCAGCGUGAGGCGCUGUCUGACGCUCAACUGAAUGCCCUGGCCAUAGUCCUUACGCCCUGGGAUGACCGGCUUCCGAACCCCCGACAGGAAGGGUCAUUUGGGGGGACAGUCAGUCCCACUCAUCUGUGUCUCCUGCUGGGACUGCUGAUCUGGCUGCUCUUCUCUGCCCCCCCCGACCUUGAUCGCCCUGCACCCAGGGCUACCGUUCUCACCUUACCACCGGUCCCACCCUACCUACCAAUACCCGACCCAAACAGCACUUCACACUUCAGUAUUCUAAUGCAUGAGUGGGCUAAUUAUUUUGUCUUUUGUCCUUAAUGUUAUUAUUUGGCUGUAAAUAAUGUCAUCACCUUUGUUCUUGGAAAAGGCGCUACUAAUAUAUUAAGAUAUUUUUGGAUUAAUUUAAUUUAUGUUUCUUUUUCUUUUAACAACUGCAGCAGAGAGAUAAACAGAGAUAAAGGGUGGUCUUAAUAAUAAGCACCGCGUGUUUCGAUUGAUGCAUGUACCAACAGCAUCUGAGAUAUUGCUGGUCUUGUUCAUGUUCCUUGUCCUUCUCAGGGCCGCAAAGCCACACACCAUGGUUGGAAAUAAUACAAUUAAUAAUAUUUUCAAAACCAUAUGAUAGUUUGGGUUGUAAAUCUAGUUUUCUAUUAUCGCAAAAAUGUUUUCUAUUAAUUGAAAGUUCUUUGGUUUGUCUAUAAUAAUAUCCUUAUAUAUCAGUAUUAUAUAUCAUGUGACUCGAUCUAUUGAAAUAAAUGAAAAUCACGACAACCUUUAACAUUAUUCUACACA
Gadus morhua (Atlantic cod) is the source of this 3023-nucleotide messenger RNA. Its product is annotated as stereocilin. Gene Ontology annotation, cellular component: cell surface. Lineage: Eukaryota; Metazoa; Chordata; Actinopteri; Gadiformes; Gadidae. The record is from RefSeq and is a predicted model, not a curated record. The transcript is spliced from 18 exons. Gene Ontology annotation, biological process: cell-matrix adhesion. Bases 219 to 2549 code for a protein of 776 amino acids.